Penicillium robsamsonii is the source of this 1209-nucleotide messenger RNA. Its product is annotated as TauD/TfdA family dioxygenase. The transcript has 4 exons. Gene Ontology annotation, molecular function: oxidoreductase activity. The record is from RefSeq and is a predicted model, not a curated record. Lineage: Eukaryota; Fungi; Ascomycota; Eurotiomycetes; Eurotiales; Aspergillaceae. Bases 1 to 1209 code for a protein of 402 amino acids.
AUGUCCGCUGUUCAGACUAUCACGGUGCCCACCCAGCCCGAUAUUCAGUAUCAUCCUGAAUAUGAAAAGUACAAGGAGCGUGGUCGUCGUCGAAGGGAGACUGAGACUCUGCAGUCUACUGUUCCUGCAGGCUUCCCGGAGAAGUUGGUAUCACCACUGGUCUGGGAAGGAAAAGAGGUUGAGAAGCGGGAUGACUGGAUUUAUCAGUUGAACGAUGAUCAGCUGGAUGAACUCGAUGCUGCUUUGAAGAGCUUCAAAGCUCUCAAUCUUCCCUUGGGGCAUAUCAAUCAGUCGACGUUCCCUCUACCUACCCUGCGGCCUGCUCUUCGGGAUAUUUCAAAGGAGAUCCACACCGGUCGAGGAUUUGUCGUUCUCCGCGGGUUGCGCAUUGAUGAUUACUCCCGGGAAGAUAAUGUCAUUAUCUACGCCGGUGUAUCUUCCCACAUCGGUAAUAUUCGAGGACGGCAGCAAGAAGUUCGACUGGCCGAUGGCUCUUCGCCCGUGUUAUCCCAUAUCACAGACCUCACCAACAAGGUCGACAAUGGUCUUAUCACUGCGCCUUCGAACACGGCUGAUAAGCAGGUUUUUCAUACUGACGCUGGUGAUAUCAUCUCACUUCUCUGCUUGAACCGAGCGGCAGAGGCAGGAGAAAGCUAUCUUUCUAGCAGUUGGCAUGUGUAUAACAUCCUGGCCAGGGAAAGACCCGAUCUUAUUCACACUUUGUCUCAGGAUUGGCCAAUGGAUGGCUUCGAUAACCCAGUCAGACCCUACAGUCUCCGCCCACUUCUAUACCACCAACCAGCCACGGCUACUACCCCUGACAGGGUCAUAAUUCAGUACGCAAGACGAUACUUCACUGGAUUUGGGGCCCAGCCCCGAUCGAAGGACAUUCCCCCUAUCACGGAAGCGCAAGCCGAGGCUCUCGACGCUUUGCACUUCUUGGCAGAAGAGCACAGGGCCGCUCUGGAUUUCCAGAAAGGCGAUGUGCAAUAUGUGAAUAACCUUAGCAUUUUCCAUGCGCGGAACUGGUUCAGAGACGAGCCUGGGAAAGAGCGUCAUUUGUUGAGACUCUGGCUGCGAGACCCUGAAAAUGCAUGGGAAACACCCGAGAAACUUCAGGACCGCUGGGAUAUAGUCUACGACGAUCUUCCAGAGAAUAAGCAGACGUUCCCAUUGGAUCCGGCUAUUCGCAAGAAUGUGGGAGCGUGA